AUGUUAAGAAUUAUCAUUACAUCAUUGUUCAUAUCAUCAGUGAUCUGUGCCAACAACAAACCAACUAUUGGCAUCUUAACCAAUCCCUCUGAUAUGAAAGACUAUGAUAAGUCCCUCUACUCCUAUUUCCCUUCCAGUUAUGUUAAGUGGAUUGAAUAGGCAGGGGCUAGAGUGAUUCCAAUUCAUUGGGAUAGUUCUUAUGAUGAGAUCACCGUGAUAUUGAGCCAGAUUAAUGGUGUUCUGUUUACAGGAGGGGAUGCUGACUUGUACUUAAACAACACACAACCAGGAUUCACUUUUAAUAAAUUUACUGAUACAGCAUCUUUUAUUUUUUAAAAAGUUAUUCAAUUUAACAAGGCUGGUAAAUUCUAUCCUUUACUUGGAAUAUGCUAAGGUUUUCAAUUGAUCAAUUAUAUCGCUUCAUCCUACUAUGAAGUCUUGACUAGAAUGACUGAUGACUUAGGUAGGUAGAGGUUGCUUGAGAUUGUUCCUGAAGAAGAUUCAUAUGUGUUGAAUUCUAUAGACAAGUCUACCUUGGAGUACCUCAAGAAUGUUGAUGGUCCAUAUUACUCACAUAACUGGGGAGUCGUACAACAAACCUACGAAAAAUCCUACUCUUUGGGAGCAUUCUUCAAAAUCACAGGUUAUGGCAGAGAUGGAGUCAACUUGAAAUACAUCGCUAUUUGUGAAGGCAGAGAAGUCCCUAUCUAUGGAUAUCAAUUCCAUCCUGAGAAACACCCAUUUGAAUGGAUCACCAAGGCUACUCAUGAUGUCCAACAUAUUACAUAUUCUUAAGAAUUGGCCAUGGCUUUCAUAGCAAUGGCUAGGAAGAAUGACAAUUUCAUCUCUGAUGAAGAAUUAUCCUAAUAUAUCAUCUACAAUUACAAACAAGUCAACAGAAUGCAUGUUCCAAAUACAAGUUUUUCAUAAGUCUACUUAUUCGACAGAAAUCGAAAUGAAACCAGAACAGAUCAACAACAAUUAGGUAUUCAGUGGACUAUCAAAUACUUUAGAAAAUACAAAUGA
This is a messenger RNA of Paramecium tetraurelia, 1026 nucleotides long. RefSeq lists its product as uncharacterized. Gene Ontology annotation, biological process: tetrahydrofolylpolyglutamate metabolic process. Gene Ontology annotation, cellular component: vacuole. The record is from RefSeq and is a predicted model, not a curated record. Lineage: Eukaryota; Ciliophora; Oligohymenophorea; Peniculida; Parameciidae. The transcript has 2 exons. Gene Ontology annotation, molecular function: gamma-glutamyl-peptidase activity.